Molecule: messenger RNA, 1119 nt
Organism: Radiomyces spectabilis
Lineage: Eukaryota; Fungi; Mucoromycota; Mucoromycetes; Mucorales; Radiomycetaceae
Exons: 2
Coding region: 1-1119 (372 amino acids)
Biological process (GO): regulation of transcription by RNA polymerase II
Cellular component (GO): chromatin
Molecular function (GO): DNA-binding transcription factor activity, RNA polymerase II-specific; RNA polymerase II cis-regulatory region sequence-specific DNA binding
Source: RefSeq, a predicted model, not a curated record
AUGGCGCCAAGAAGAAGAUCAACUAGCCGUAAGACCACGCCCAAAGUAUUUCGGUGCACUGGAUUCGGCAAUUGUAAUAUGACGUUCACCAGAAGCGAGCAUUUAGCUCGCCACGUACGUAAGCAUACAGGAGAGAAACCCUUCAAAUGUGUGGUGCCCGGUUGUGGACGUAUGUUUAGCCGUUUUGACAAUAUGAUGCAACAUACGCAAACUCAUGAUCGAGAGGGUAAAAAGCCCGCCUCCACCAUUGCCAACGACGACGACACUACCACCCACAGCAGUCAACGUCGUCACAGUUACCCCUCCGUACCGCAUCCAUCCCAACCAACGCCUCCCGAAACCUCACCAUAUCACCCUAUCCCAAGCCCUUCCUCUAUUAUGCAAAAUCGCACCUUGCCACCGCCUCCUGUUUCUCAAAGACGGGCAUCGAUCGCUUUUCCCGCUCACCCACCUAGUUAUCCACACAGGCCGCCCUAUGACUACUCUUUUCCUCCACACACCAUAAAUGAUCCCUCGCACCGUUCAUCCAUGUAUCCGCCUACUUCGCGGCACCCAGCGCCGUAUCCUCCCUAUCAGCAGUACGGUUCUUAUCGACGUUCAUGGCCUACGGCUGCUGCAGGGCCGAUUCAUGCUGGAUAUCCUCUACCAUCCAGCGCUGUCAAUGGGGAUCCGCGUCGCUAUUCAACCUCUACAGAAUCCUCGUCUGCAUCAUCACCACACUCUCCGCAACAGGAUAAAAUGGACGUCGAACCGACCAGACGACGUUUAUCGCUGACCGAUUUGCAAACCCCGAUCCACAUCCUGCAGAAUAUGAAGCUAGGCGAUGAAUUUCGUCGGGGGGACUUUUACGAGGGCAAGGGAGAAUCGAACGACGUGGAAUCGGCCAAGGAGAGAAUUAGCGUCUACAAGCGUCGAAAAAGCUCGGUCGAUAUCACCUCGGACGAAUAUGAGGCAUUGCAAGGUUUUGGUAUUUUUCACCUUCGCUCCAUAGUGAAAGCUCAUGGAGCCCCGCCACCAGGAAGCCCUCAUCUUUCUUCCCAAGUCGAAGCUUUUCGACAACGUAAACUCCCUGUGCCAGAAUCUUCUCUGAGACCGUUGCGACGAGGCACCGCUAUUUAA